Molecule: messenger RNA, 1149 nt
Organism: Trichoderma asperellum CBS 433.97
Lineage: Eukaryota; Fungi; Ascomycota; Sordariomycetes; Hypocreales; Hypocreaceae
Source: RefSeq, a predicted model, not a curated record
CACACCACCUCGUGCGUGGGCAGUGAGUCUCAAUUCGCAGCGCAGCUCAGUUCAAAAUGUCGCUCUAUUCUGCAGGCAACUGCCUCAGGCCAGUAGUUCGGCAAUUGUCGUCUACUUCACGCAGCUUCUCAACAACCCCGGCGAUUCUCUCCAAUGCCGUCCCGCCCGAAUCUCCCUCUUACAUCCGACUUCCUUCCCCUCCUCAGUCUCAAACCGACGAAGCCAAGCCACCCCGAGUAAGAGGUUCACUGCCAGUACCGCGGCAAGUGUUCCCUCGAUCAGAAGGCGAUCGCAAAAUCAAGCCCGAUUAUAUCAACAAGACAGCGCCGAGGUCUGCCAAUGCGCGAGAACCCAAAAACGAAUCUCAGAGAUGGAAGCGAGAGAUGGCCGAGACCCGAAGAACCAAUCUGGAGCAAGGUCUGAAGGCACUCUAUACACGCCGCGAGAAGAGCGACGCGAUUAGAAACGCCCGCGUAAGCCGCAAGUUCAAGGAGAACAACGAGGCUGCUGCUGCUCCCGAAAGAGAGGACGACCGGCUCACGCGAAGCACUGUCCUGGAUGCUAUUCUGGACACCAAAACAUACCCCGACCCAGAUCGCUUUUCCCGUGCCCAACGCAGCCAGGUCAAGGUCCAGAAGAAAGAGAAAGCCAAAUAUGAAGCUCGACGGGAUGCCCUCAUGGAGCUGUACAUUAACGCCUCCAACUUCAUCGUCCAGGAGAGCGAGCUCAAGGCUGAGAUUGAUGAGAUUUUCAGCGAGGAUUACUUCAGAAAACAAAGCCAAUACUUCCAACGCUAUGGCACCACUGAAAACGCUUGGGGUAUCUACGGAAAGCCUCCCUCCAUUGCUAAUAUGCUGGAAACCACGACUGGAAAUUCAACUAAGCUCAUGGAUUAUUAUGAGUCCGAAUAUGAUCGCUCCGUUAAGAGGCAGAAGAGGAUUGCUGAGGAGUUUACAGGAGGCAAAAUGGAGUAGCGAUAUCGAGAAUUUUCCUUGUAAAAAAAAAAAUUAGAAUAUCAUGCGCCCAUACAGCGCAUUGCAUGUAUUAUAUGUCAGAAACACUUGGAAAAAAUUCACAUUUACGCUUCACGAAUCAAACACAGUUCAAGCUAUGCUAGUCAAAAUGGUUUCUCAAUUGUAUCAAUCACGA